AUGUCGGAAGAAGAUAGCAAUAACCUAGCCAUCCAAAUAGCCAAUCUCCUAAAAAAUGGAGUUCAAACUCAAACCCAGAACCCAAAACCAAAUCCCUCCGAUAGCCUAAAAAUUAACCUCAAUCUCACAAGCCAAAACUACCCUCUAUGGGCUCGGAUGAUACGAGUCGCCAUAGGGGGGAAAUCGAAAGCUCUUUUAAAUCAUCUCACCAAAGACCCACCGGAACCCAUCGAUGAACAUAACCUUACCGAGUUUCUGACAACGAAAACGCUAUGGGACGCUCUUACGGUUACGUAUAGCAGCGACAAAGACAAACUUCAAACUUUCGAUCUCCACGUCAAAGCAAACGAGUUCAAGCAAAAUGGCGUACCGUUGGAAGAAUUCUGGAUAGUGAUGCAGGGAAUCUGGGGAGAAAUCGAACGGCGAGAUCCGAACCCGAUGACGUGUUCCACCGACAUCGCCACUUACAACAAAGUCAGGUCAGAGCACAAAUUGUUUCAAUUUCUCAACGCUCUUGACCGAAAGUAUGAUUCCCUAAAAAGGGAAAUCCUCCGGUGGGACCCCUUGCCGUCCGCCGAAGCCGCUUAUGCUGCUGUCCGAAAGGAAACCGCACAUCAAAGCAUCUUCGGAAACGUACAACAAGAGGUGGCGUCGGGACUGAACUCAACAGGUGAUUCCGAUGGGUUAGGGCUCGUCUCUAGAGGUCGCCAGUCAGACCAGAAAUCCAAUCCGUCAUCAUCCCGGGUUGAUAAAAGCAGAUUGAGAUGCGAUCACUGUGGAAUGGCCAAGCAUACGAAAGAACAAUGUUUCAAACUGGUGGGGUACCCGGAAUGGUGGGUUGACGGACAUAAAAAAGGGAAGGCCGCUGCCGCCGUGGGUAAUCAAGGAACCACCAGCAGCGGCGGUAGCAGCGAUGAACUCCCAAAACCCGUCGGCAGUCAAUAUAACACCGAAAAAAGUGAAAAAAGGAACCUUGGAGGUAGCUGCUGUUUUGCGGCAAUUGAGGAAGAAGAACCAGGGGGUAUCGCAGGACAUCAGGACGGGAAAGAUCAUUGGGCGUGGUACUGAGCGGCAAGGACUAUACUACGUGGAUGAAGUGACUCGACAAGGUACUGUAAUGCUAGCUCAUGGAUCUAAAGAUAGGGAAGCUUGGUUAUGGAACCGAAGAUUGGGACACUCAUCUAGUGGUUAUUUACAUCGCUUAUUUCCUGAAUUAU
Messenger RNA from Helianthus annuus (common sunflower), 1217 nucleotides. RefSeq lists its product as uncharacterized. Lineage: Eukaryota; Viridiplantae; Streptophyta; Magnoliopsida; Asterales; Asteraceae. The coding region runs from base 1 to 1068 and encodes 355 amino acids. The transcript has 3 exons. The record is from RefSeq and is a predicted model, not a curated record.